UUUUGUCAACCGCUGUACUGUACUGUACCUUGCAGCAAUGGUCGGCAGCAGAAGCGGAAGGUUUUCGCUGCUUGUCGCGACCGCAGCUGCUGCGCUGGCGGUGGCUUGCAGCUGGCAGUCCCAGGGGGUCUCUGCCGCCGGAUUCAACUACACUGAGGCGACCGUGUACUACAAUGCUGCGCAGGACGCCUUCACCCUCACGGUCGGCGUGCUGGACUUGAAGAAUGGCAUUGUUGCGGCGACUUUCAACGACUCGAUGAACAUUGACGGCUGGGGCACCCUCCGCAUCGAGCAGACAGACCGCUUGGUCAACCACGACUCGCUCAAGGCCUUCGGAACAGGCUUCAUCGAGGGCGCCCUCACUGCGGAUCGCAUCUGGCAAGCGCACGUCAACCUCAAUGCGCGGUGGGGAUUCAACGACACUGCCGGGUACCCGCCGUACCUCAUCGAGUUCUUUGAGGAACAGUACGGAUUUAUGCGCAACAGCACGCAGCAAAAUGCGACCGAUCCCUACUGGCAGUACCUCAGCCUGCUGAUGGACCAGUUUGACGGUCUGGGCCAUGGUUACAACAUGUAUGCCGAUAGCGACAAGCGAUUGACCCCGCUGCAACUGUACAUCAUGAACAGCGCGGGCGACAUGGAAGACCUUGUGGGCGGCCUUCUUGUCAAGCAAGGUCUGCCCUACUACCUUGGCAUGACUCGGGACCGCAUGGUUGCGGUCGGAAUGGACCCCGACAACCCACAGCCGCCUGCCGAGGAUGCCUUCCCGUGGGACAAGAUCAUGCAAGAUUGCUCCGUUUUGAUCAAGGUUCUUCCUGGGUUUGAAGAGCUGCUCAUGGCUCAUGCGACUUGGCGUGAUUUUGGCCAGCUCAUCCGCCUGUACAAGUUCUACGACUUUACCUACGACAUGGCCGGUCUGCAAUCUACCACCCUGUCAUUCAGCUCCUCGCCCAGCUUCCUUUCUUCGAAGGAUGACUUUUAUGUGCUGGACAGCGGAAUGGUGGUCAUGGAGACGACCAACAGCAUCCUCGACCAGACUCUCUACCAAAAGCUGAGCCCUCAGACCGUGCUCUGCUGGCAACGCGUCAUGGCGUCGAACGCGCUGGCCGGCACGCCGCAGCACUGGACUGAGAUUUUUGCCCGCUACAACAGUGGCACCUACAACAACCAGUGGCAGGUUGUCCAGAUGGGCAACUUUGAACAAUUCUUUGAGCUGCCUCCCGGCACGUUCUGGAUUAUCGAGCAAAUUCCUGGUACCACUGCCGCGCAAGACGUCACUGGCUUCUUGAACCAGAACGGCUACUGGCCCUCGUACAACAUUCCGUAUUCUCCGAUGAUUUACAAUCUGAGUGGCUACCCCGCGUACUUUGCAAAGUACGGCAACCAGUUCAGCUACACCGAGAACCCGCGCGCGACCAUCUUCCGCCGUGAUCAUAACAAUGUCGUCGAUCUCGAGAGCAUGCAGACUAUUAUGCGAUACAACGAGUACCAGACCGAUCCGCUUUCCCUUGGCGAUCCUGCCAACGCCAUUGCAUCGCGCUACGAUCUGCGCCCCUCUGGUGGCUCUGCAUUUGGUGCGAUUGACGGCAAGAUCACUUCUGUCGAGCUGGCGCUGGAAUAUCUUGGAUGCAUUGCCAUCAACGGCCCGACCGCCCAAACGCAGCCGCCGUUCUCUUGGUCGACCUCACCCUUUGCCGCAAAUACCACCCACCUUGGCCAUCCCGAUACCUUUGACUUCCCCUGGGUGCUGAUGCUUAUUUGAAACAAGUUACUGUUGAGUUUGAGAUUUGGCAAUGAAAACUUUUGUUCUUGUCCAACCCUCUUUUUCAUGAUCUUCAUCUUCAUUUGCGUA
Capsaspora owczarzaki ATCC 30864 is the source of this 1852-nucleotide messenger RNA. RefSeq names its product mannose-6-phosphate protein p76. Lineage: Eukaryota; Filasterea; Ministeriida; Capsasporidae. Gene Ontology annotation, cellular component: extracellular region. The record is from RefSeq and is a predicted model, not a curated record. The transcript has 10 exons. The coding region runs from base 38 to 1762 and encodes 574 amino acids. Gene Ontology annotation, molecular function: glycerophospholipase activity. Gene Ontology annotation, biological process: phospholipid catabolic process.